GCAACACGCCCAACCGGAAGCCUCCCUUUAACGGCUUUAGUUUUCCUGCCUCGGGUCUCUUCUGUGAAUGGCCUGAAAACAUAGAAGCCCGGUGCCCGGUAAAUUUACCUGACAGUGAGAAAUGCCAGCACCCAGGUACGCAUAACAUGGCGGCGAGGAGUAACGUUACCGACCGUGCGUCGACUGCUGGAAGCUGAACGAAGAGUUGAUAACCGCAUAUACGAAGAGCGGAAGUUGUUCAACCAAAACACUCCGAGUGGACAAGACGGUUUCCCAUUUAUUGUCUUGUGCAGUGUGCAGAGAAGACCUCCUUGGAGUUUAGGAGUUUGAAUAACUAAACGGGCACCUCGGCAGACAGGUGCUAUGAGCGGUGAGCUGAACGUGCCGAUGGGUUCCCCGGCCCCAGGGGCCUCAGAGCGGGCUUCAGACGGCGGGGGGAUGGACUACAGGGACUGGGUGAGACGCAGUUACCUGGAGCUGGUCAGCUCCAACCACCACUCGGUGCAGGCCCUGUCCUGGAGGAAACUCUACCUGAGCCGGGCCAAGCUGAAGGCCUCCAGCAGGACCUCUGCGCUGCUCUCUGGCUUCGCAAUGGUGGCCAUGGUGGAGGUGCAGCUGGAGAUGCAGUACAGUUACCCUCCUGUGCUCCUCGUUGCCUUCAGCGUGUGCACCACCGUGCUGGUGGCGGUGCACCUCUUCGCUCUGCUGAUCAGCACCUGCAUCCUGCCCAACGUGGAGGCCGUCAGCAACAUCCACAACCUCAACUCGGUCAGCGAGUCACCCCACGAGCGCAUGCACUACUUCAUCGAACUGGCCUGGGGCUUCUCCACAGCCCUGGGCAUCCUGUUGUUUUUAGCCGAGGUGGUGCUCCUCUGCUGGAUCAAGUUCCUGCCCGUAGACUCCGGCGGGGCCAAAAGGGUAACCGCCUGCUGCACCACAACAGCCACUGCCGGCGCCAAGCCUACGACACCCCCAACUGUGUCACGGAACAGCGGCUGGCAGGCUGCGCUAGCAUCCACCAUCAUCAUGGUCCCAGUGGGGGUGAUUUUUGUGGUGUUCGCCGUUCACUUCUACCGCUCUCUGGUGGGCCACAAGACGGAGCGUCACCACCAGGAGAUCGAGGAACUGCACAAGAUAAAGGUACAGCUAGACGGCCACGAGAGAGGCCUCCAGACUGUGUGAUAACAUGACCGCAGCCUUCAGGACUUCCCUCUGUGUGUCGUUAUGUAUCUCUUCUCUGACAUUUGUCCUGGUCGUUGUUAAUGCCUUGCUUGGACUGGUAGGCAGUGAGCUUUAAAGCUCCUCACUUUGCAGCACAGACAGCCAGUACAUGUCAGAGUGCUAAUUUAUUCUUAAGAUGCAUUGUAGGACCUUGUGUCUGUUUUAGAUCUGUUUACAUGUGUUGGUCAAGGAUAAUGUAAAAGGUUUACAGAAAAAGAGCUAUUAUGUUCUGUGUGCCAUUUUUUUGUGCCAUGUCUGUGUUUUCAUGGUAGGGUUUGAUGACGAAAGCGGGUUCCAUUUUGGAUCUGGUUCCACCCAAAAUACCCGGAUUCAUUGUGAGGCUAACAAAUCUCUUAUUGAAUCUUAUAUCUCCCCUCACGCUUUGCUAGCAAAGAGCUGCCAUCACUCUCGCCAGAGGAAAUAGUAAAUGCCAUAAAUAUCAUGCCAAAAUAUGUAACUUGACUUGUUUGAUUAUUGUGCUCACUGUAAGCUGGUUUCUGUGCUCAGCCAAAGAUUUGUUUGUUAGAGAAAGAAUAACCACUCUAACAACAGGAUUCAGGAUCAAAAGCUGAUUACAGCUUAGUUAUUUAUAAAUCUAGUUCCUUGAACAUGUUGAAUGCUAAAUGGACUCAAUAAGAGAUUUGAAAAGAUUUAUAUUUACUAACCUGAUUCAGUACUUGAUUCUGAUUUGAUAAAAUGCCAUCGAACCCCAGCCCUGUUGCAUAGUGAGUGCAGGUCUCGCUGUUUACACUAAACCUUCAACUCAGUCAGGAUUACAUUAUUCAUAAAACUGAGCUUGUUGUUUUAACUGAAGUGCGAGUCAUGCAGCACAGUACAAGAAACUUGGUGUAUGUCUGACUGAUUGAGGGCUUCUGUAAAGUCUUAACAUUUUUUGCAUUCUUUUGAAAUUCUUGGGAGGUUGGUGUCAAUGUGUUUUUACAUCCAAAAUCUCAGACAAGCCCAAAUGUAAUUUUCCUCCUUCAAAUAGCGUUUAUUGUCUUUUACAAAGACCAUGGCGCCUGUGUAAAAGGUGUCAAGCCAAUCGAUUCUGCAAACCGAUGCUGCUCAAAGUCCUUAUAUACGAAUGUGUUACUGUCCAAAUAUAGUUCUGCCUUACAGAAUGAUUGCCUUUUAUGAACUGCUGUUUUUGAUAAAGGUCAUAACCCAAGCAGAUAUUUUUUGCUGGAAAUGUAGUCGAGACAAAGCUUAAACCAAUGAAGUUUAAAGGUGGAGUCUGCAAUUCUGGAGAUAGAUUCUUGAACGCAACACCCAAAUAAAUACCAAGGAACCUUAUAAGUUUCCUUACGAAACAUCCCUCCCGUCAGUGCUCCUUUUUUACGGUCCUCUCGCUCCCACUGGUUUUCUCUUUAUACAUCCAUGGCCUUUCCCCUGUCCUGUGCAUAAGCACGCUGGAAUAGUGUUGUGUGGCUCGGUCUGAGCCACUUUGUUUGUUCCCCAUUUACAGAGCCAGGGCUGUGAAUGAACACCGGACAUUGCACAUACAGACCAUGAGGAGAUACUCAAUGAAUAUUACAAAAAGUAUAUUGGAUUAGAAUCGCAGACUCCACCCUUAAAUGUUCAGUUGGAUGUGGAUGGAAAUGAGAACAGUCAUAGAGUACAUGUUGUGACCUUCAGUUUAUGAAGUAAAUACUGGAGACCUUUCAUUAAGUGUGGGUUAAGACUCACCAGUUGGCACUUUCUUGGAUGAGGACCGAGUAUGUUACUGUGUUUAAAAAAAAAAAAAGAAAAUGUACCAACCUGUUAUCACAUUCCAAAAAAAAAUUGACAUGACUGACCAAAGUGUUGCUCAGUUGUUUGUUUCUUGAUUCUCAGAAGAGACAGAAGUGCACUUGUAGUUUAGUUGUACAGUGAGCGAGUGUCUGGGUUCUUAUCAGAGAACAUCUUGCUUUGUCUCGUGUUUGUGCAUUUGUGCUUCUUAAAUGAAUACUGCAGAGGUCAUGGAGACCUGUGUUGGAAGAUAAAAUUCACAACCUGCCACAGACUUCUAAAAUAAAAAACAAUUAUAAAGUUC
Messenger RNA from Sander lucioperca (pikeperch), 3253 nucleotides. It is a transcript of the gene orai2, whose product is annotated as ORAI calcium release-activated calcium modulator 2. Gene Ontology annotation, biological process: store-operated calcium entry. The transcript is spliced from 4 exons. Gene Ontology annotation, cellular component: membrane. Gene Ontology annotation, molecular function: store-operated calcium channel activity. The coding region runs from base 364 to 1182 and encodes 272 amino acids. Lineage: Eukaryota; Metazoa; Chordata; Actinopteri; Perciformes; Percidae. The record is from RefSeq and is a predicted model, not a curated record.